UCCUCAGUCAUUGCCGCCAACUGUCAAAUAUGUGACGCGAAAAGAGGUUAUUGUUUAUACCGAACUUAAAUAAUAUAAAAAUGGAAGAUAUACAGGCUACAGUGCCCUGUAGAGACAGCCAGUUGAAAGAACUAUUUGAACUGCUUGGAGAUGGUGAUGAACCGCUCCCAUGUUCUAUUUUUAUAAGCGGUAAUAUGGCUACCGGAAAAAGUUUGUGUGUGAACUCGGUUCUUCAAUAUUUGGGUUUUAAACACAUCGAGAUUGACUGUGUGGAAUGUUAUGCGCCCAAAAUAAUGUAUGAGUGUAUAAUUUGUGAACUUUUUGAGGAAGACGAGAAUAUAAAAUGCGAAACAAUGGUGGACCUAUUCAAUUCUCUAAAGCGUAUUGAAAAUACUCGCGAGCCCAUUGUUAUCGUGUUCGAUAGAGCAGAGAGGCUUCGCACAAUGGACCACAGCAUAAUAUCGUCGUUUUUGAGGCUGCGGGAAUUCUGUAACCUAAACAUUUGCACCAUAUUUAUCACUCAUUUGAUAUACGAGAACUUCUACUUCAGAAUGGGCGUACGCGAACCUAUAAAACUAUACUUCCCUAAUUAUAGUAAAGAGGAAUUGUUCAAAAUCAUAUUCCUUAAACAAAAAUCUUUUACUUAUCAUUUAUUAUGUAAUUAUGAAGUUGAAGAUGAAAUUAAGGCAGAGCUUGAUAAGCCAGAAUUGUUUGCCAACUUCCUAAACGCUUUUCUGAGUGUAUUCUAUAGACCGUGUCGUGAUUUAAUCGAACUUCAACAUAUGGCGCGCAACAACUUCGUAAAAUAUUGUGAACCCAUUAUAAGAAAUGAAAUACAAGCUCAAGAUUUAACAAAACUCUGGCGGCACAUAUCACCAAUCUUGAAAUCUAGCUUAGAACUGUUAUACCUCCGUAUCAGUGACUCAAAACCGCAAAACCCAUCACCAGGCAAGGAAAACGCUGAGCAUGCAGGCAGUUUCAACUUUGAAAACAUUCUCAAAGAAGAGUUGACAUCGACAAAAACAUUUGCACAGAGUUUUGAGCUGCCUUAUUAUGCUAAAUAUUUGCUAAUAGCUGCUUACUUAGCAAGCUACAACCCCCCUAAAGAAGACAAAAGGUUAUUCAUGAAAAAUCAUGGAAAGCAGCGGAAAAGAAUGCAGCAAGUGAAGGCAAAAGCAAAAAUCAAUGAGAAAUUAAACACACAGCUCGGGCCAAAAGUAUUCACAUUGGACAGAUUAUUGGCAAUAUUCUAUGCAAUAUUAGAAGACAAGAUUGGCCUCACAAGUAAUUUGCUCGCACAAAUAGCAACUCUAGUUGAGCUGAAACUGAUUGCUGGAGGAAAGGAAAUAGAUUUAGAUGCUGCAAAAUAUAAAUGUAUUGUUGGCUAUGAUUUCAUUGCAGCUGUAGCACAAACUGUUGGAUUUAAUGUCAGAAAAUAUUUGUAUGAUUUCAUUUGAUAUCAUUUUUAUUAUGAAAUAUUUAUUAUUUAUUUAUUAAACAGCAUGAGAUGUA
Molecule: messenger RNA, 1512 nt
Organism: Manduca sexta (tobacco hornworm)
Lineage: Eukaryota; Metazoa; Arthropoda; Insecta; Lepidoptera; Sphingidae
Gene: Orc5
Product: origin recognition complex subunit 5
Exons: 1
Coding region: 81-1457 (458 amino acids)
Biological process (GO): DNA replication initiation; DNA replication
Cellular component (GO): nucleus; nuclear origin of replication recognition complex
Molecular function (GO): DNA replication origin binding
Source: RefSeq, a predicted model, not a curated record